UAGAUGUUCCACAUCUGGAGUCCAAAUGUUAGACGUGAUAUAAAAAAAACUAGCACAACAACCCAGUGGAGCAUUUUACAGCCAGAAACACAAGCAACAUGGACCUUGUUCUCCUCUGCAUGUUCCUGCCACUGCUCACGGUGGCUUGGGGCCAGUAUGGGGACUAUUAUGACCCCUACAGUGACUACAGGGGCAACGAUGCAUGGGCCAAUGUGUACCGGCAGGGUUUCAGUUUCCAGUGUCCUCAUGGGCAAGUGAUAGUGGCAGUGAGGAGCACUUUCAGCAGAAAAGAAGGCUCUGACAGACUGUGGAACUAUGCCUGCAUGUCUACCCCGCACACCCUGGGAGAGCCAACAGAGUGUUGGUGGGAAGAGAUCAACCGAGCUGGACUGGAAUGGUAUCAAACGUGCUCAAGUAAUGGUUUGGUGGCAGGAUUCCAGAGCCAGUAUUUCCCAUCUGUGCUUGAUCGAGAGUGGCAAUUUUAUUGUUGCCGCUAUAGCCGGAGAUGCCCAUAUUCAUGUUGGUUGACAACAGAAUAUCCAGGACACUAUGGGGAAGAUAUGGACAUGAUGCUGUAUUCCUAUGAUCAUUAUAUCCGUGGAGCAACCACAACUUUCUCCGGUGUGGAAAGGGAUCGUCAAUGGAAGUUUAUUAUCUGCAGGAUGACGGAUUUUGACUGUCAAUUUGACAAUGUUUAGAACACUGAAUAUAUGCCACGCUCUUGGGGGUGGGGGUGGAAUGGUGUGGGGAAAAGAGGGGGGAAAGAAAACAGACUGGAUAGGCAAUACCAACCAUGGACCAGCUUCUUUGCAGAGGUGUGAUGACACUUCUGCGAAGAAGGCUGGUAAGUACAUCACUGAGUUCAACUUUACAUGACAGGCACAUCCAUAUGGCUCUUAAUUAGGGAUUAGAUGGGCUCCUUAGAUUCACAUACAUUCUUCAGAGCAUGUAUGCAGAGCACUCCACCUUCCGCUGUUUCCUGGGCCAUUCACAUACCUGGUGGAUGCAACUGUGGGGGACCAAUGUUAGCAGUGUUGUGUGUAUGGCUUCCCACUUCCAUAGUAGAGAUAUUUCUGCCCUUUUUAGGGUCACUUCCCAUACUCCUGCCUGCAAGUUACAGCACUGACCUGGGACUGUGGGAAGCUGCCUUGUUGUGAGCGUGCCCUUAGACAAAACUGUGGACAAUUCCCUUUAUUUUUUUUUAAUUCAUAGCUACUUUAUGGUGUUUAGAUGCUUUCUAAUAUAAACCUAGAUGAAGCUAUUUCCUUUGCUAUCUUGCUGACCUGUACACACGGAUCCAGACUUUGCAUGGCAUCUUUGUAUCCACUGCUCCCUAUUGUCUACUUACCAAGAGGGCUAGAAAAGCUCUCUAAUUUGUGCUUUGCUGAUGUUUCAGAGCUACUCAUUUGCACACAAUUGCUACCAAUGUGUGUGCUUCCUUCAAAAUAAUCCACAACAAUGGGUCAAACUACACAGGACAUUAAUCAUGUCUUUUGAGGUAGCAUGGGGGUCCCAAUCCAUAAGACCCAGGUGUGGGGGUAGGGAGAGCUUUAGCUCUAUUGUCCCCUAUUGUGGUCUCAAUCCAUAUUGCCCUCCAUGCCUCCAGUUUGCAUCAGGGAGGGGGAGCACUGACCUGAUGGAGUAAAUGGGAGCCAUCCCCAUGCAAAUUGCAAGUGCCCCCCAAUCCAGAUUGGGAACGCAAGGGUGAUAGCAAAGAGCUGAAGUCUGCCUAUCCCCUUGCCAGUGUUUUGAUCUGGCUCAGCACCCCACUAUGGCAAUUUCUGCAACAAAAAUCCUGCUCUCCAUGGCAAACAACAUGAUGAAUGUUAUGUGUAGCUUGGCUUUAGGAUUGCACUAUAGCAGAGGCAUUUUCUUUAAUGCUGCUGUUUUGCAACCCAUGCAAAUAUAUCACAUUCAUGUUCUAUAGCAGUUGUGGGGAACCUUUGAUCCUCCAGAUGUUAUUGAACUACAGCUCCCCAUAAUCCCUGCCCAUUGGCCAUGCUUGCUGGGGCUGAUGGGAAUUGUAGUUCAGCAAUAUCUGGAGGGCCCAAAAUUCCCUACACCAGUUAUAUAGCAAGCCUGGCUGGCAGAAGUUGACUGCAGAGAUUGCUGAUCAACAGCACUGAAGCACAAUCACUUCUACAAUGAUUUCUAUGUCUAAAUUCCAGGUGAGAUUGGUGUAGCAACCUCUGAACUUUUAAAUGGUAUCACAUUGUUUUUGUAAAUGUUCGGCAUCUACGUUUCCUUUGCCAUCUUUCAUAAUCAGAGGCCCAUAAUGAAUGAGAGAAUACCAGAUCUCCAAAUUUUAAUCGGAAGAGGCAUAUGUAGUUGUAAUUGUGUGGCUGAACCUGGUUGUGUAAAACAGACGACAUACUGGUGACUUUUGCUAUGUAGGUCAAAUGUGGGAUAUAAUUUUAUUGAGCAAUAAAAGGUUUAACCAUGACCCUGAAGCUGGUGACAAUUUUUUCUAUUAUAGAAGAGGAUUCAAUAAAAAAAGAGGGAUACUUUAGAAUCCAAAGACAACAGCCGUAUUGAAAUAAACAAUGCAAGUUAUGCAAAAUGCCUGUAUUAGGAUAUCUUUAUUAUGUUCAGUAUUUACAAGCACACUGUCAAUUGUUAUUAUAAUUAACUGAAUAAAAUAAACUAAUUUGGU
Molecule: messenger RNA, 2653 nt
Organism: Rhineura floridana
Lineage: Eukaryota; Metazoa; Chordata; Lepidosauria; Squamata; Rhineuridae
Gene: DPT
Product: dermatopontin
Exons: 4
Coding region: 99-698 (199 amino acids)
Biological process (GO): collagen fibril organization
Cellular component (GO): extracellular matrix
Molecular function (GO): extracellular matrix structural constituent
Source: RefSeq, a predicted model, not a curated record